AUGGCUUUCGUGUGCUAUCCGCUGUUUACAAGUGCAAAGUUUCGUGUCAUACCCGCACACGGUCUGCAUUCGAGGAGCAGCACGCUGUGGAAGGGCACUACUGCGGGACGGCAUGCGGCUGGUAGGGCUCUUGUCGCCUCUUCAACAGCCCGCGGCGCUCUCACACUUCGAGGCAACGCGGCGGGCGCUCCUCGACGCCCUUUGCAACCGCUGCUUGCGAAAGGUGCGGCCGUGCUCGCGGCUUUAGCUGUUGCAAUCUCUCCGUUGCUUGGUGACCCAGAAGCCGCACUUGCAGCACAGGGAGGCGGUCGGGUCGGUGGCUCGUCUUUUCGGGCACCGGCGACUCGGAGCGCACCGCCUCGGAGCUAUCGCGCUCCUUCCGGGGGUAUUGGAGGAUAUUAUUAUAGCCCGGCACCAGUUUUGCCUUUCACGCCCUUCUACUUCGGGCCAGUGGUUGUGCCGUUUGGUUUCACCGGAAUAGGGACUUUUCUUCUUGCGGCGGCAUUCUUCGCGUUUGCCACACGUGCUCUAAGCUCGAAUCUAUCCGGUCUUGGAGUUUCUGCUGCCGCAGAGGAUAGUGAACUGGCCGCAGAACAGACGACGCUGGUGAAGCUUAAGGUGGGUUUGCUCAGUACAGCUCGCGAGCUGCAACAGGAACUGGAAGAAAUUGCGCUCCGCAGUAAGACAGAUUCUAUUGUCGGCCUGCAGCAGGUCUUACAGGAGACAACGCUUGCGUUGUACCGAAACCCUGACUAUUGGAGCUUCGGGAGCGUAAACGUGAAGCGCACGUCGCUCUCAGAGGCAGAGGCUGCAUUCAACAACGAGUCUUUCGCUGAACGCGGGAAACUUGAGAAAGAGACACUAUCAAAUUUUGGUGGACAGAUUGAUAUUCGGAAGCGGGAGGUUGCAGAACGCGACUCCACCGACAUGCGAGUACCCGAGUUUAUUGUGGUCACACUGAUUGUUGCUGCGUCUGGCCGAGUUCCAGGCGUUCCUACAGAGAUUCGAAGAAGCAGUGACAUCGAGGCGGCGCUUCGGGCACUUAGCAGCAUCCCGCGGGAAGCACUCCAGGGCGUGGAGGUCAUCUGGUCACCUCAGUCGCGCGAGGAUGCGCUUACUGAGAGCGAAAUGCUCGCUGACCAUCCGGAGCUGGUGCGAAUAUAG
Cyanidioschyzon merolae strain 10D is the source of this 1164-nucleotide messenger RNA. RefSeq lists its product as hypothetical. Bases 1 to 1164 code for a protein of 387 amino acids. The transcript has a single exon. The record is from RefSeq and is a predicted model, not a curated record. NCBI's taxonomy places the organism in Eukaryota, Rhodophyta, Bangiophyceae, Cyanidiales, Cyanidiaceae.